Molecule: messenger RNA, 862 nt
Organism: Prorocentrum cordatum
Lineage: Eukaryota; Dinophyceae; Prorocentrales; Prorocentraceae
Source: the annotation of a GenBank genome assembly
CCCAGGCGGCCCCAAGACUCCUAGACGGCCCCAUGACCCCAAAGACGGCCAGGGAACCUCGUAGCCAUUUUGGCUCAAGUUGCGGCACCAGGUGACCGAACCUUGUUUUCCCCACUUCCUUCCAAGGCAGUUCCGACGUUCAUGGCGAGUUCUUGGUUGUCCGCCGUCUUGCUCGCUGCCGCAGUGUGUCCCCAGGCAGUCGCCUUGUCGCACCAGCACGCGAAGCUCAACAAGUCAUUUCACCCCUCUUUCGCCGCGGCAUGCCUCGAGUGCAAGACGUUUGCCGGUGACGGAGGUGGGUGCAGCGCCGGGAGUUGCUCGAGCGGAGGGUAUUGCUGGUGCCCGAAGAUGUUGAUGCCGCUGGGCACCGGGGGUGGAGCAGGGAGAAACCCGCCGCAGCCGCGCGAGACAGCCGACCUCCCGUCUGCGAUCGCCGCGUCGGCCAGCGCGCAGAGCGGAGUGAACUGCGCCGGCUAUGCGAAGUGCCCGAAGGAGGUGAUCGUGGGCCCCUCCUGAUUAGGCAAAGCCUGAGUAGGGCCAGCUGAGACAUCGGCGGCCGGCUUUACCUUCUCAUACCAUCCAAUAUACUCAAGUACAUCACCCACAUCGUCCUCUUCGCUCGGAUUGCCCAAGCGUUACGUAAGCGUCGUCCACUGGUCAUUGAGGUCAGUCGGUUGAGCACAUGACCAGGCUGGUCAUCCGUUCUGUUGCUGGCCACCGGCUUGUAUAUCAGGCAGCCGGAAGGCGCGUUAACCAUUCUUUUUUUAUGAUGGCGGGCUUCCAGACUACAUACCAGGUUGCUGGAAGGCGCUGCGGCGCUGUUGCUCUCACGUAAAAAAAGACAGCAAGAGAACGCGCCCAA